AUGAGCACCCAUCAGGAAACUGGGACCUUCGGGGUGUGGGACUAUUUGGUGUUUGCUGGGAUCCUGCUCAUCUCCGCAGCCAUAGGUGUUUACUAUGCCUUCUCCAGAGGCGGCCAGCAAACCCCGAAGGAUUUCAUGAUGGGAGGUCGGAAGAUGACGGCAACGCCAGUGGCGCUGUCCCUCACCGCCAGCUUCGUUUCAUCCAUCGCAGUCCUGGGGACGCUCGCUGAGGUCUAUCGCUUCGGGGCCAUAAUCAGCACGUGGGCCAUCACCCAAGUCUUAGUGGUCCUCAUCACUGCCGAGGUUUUCCUCCCGGUCUUUUACAGGUUGGAAAUUACCAGCACCUACGAGUAUUUAGAGCUUUGUUUCAAUAAACACAUUCACCUCUGUGGAACAAUACUCUUCAUCUUUCAAAUGUCUUCAGUCACAGGGUUCAACCUAUGGGGUGCUAUCAUUGUCACAGGAGUGGUCUGCACUUUCUACUGCACCAUGGGUGGUUUCAAAGCUGUCAUCUGGACAGAUGUUUUCCAAGUUGGAAUCAUGGUGGCAGGACUUUUGUCUGUGAUCAUACAGGCUGCUGAGGUCCAAGGUGGGAUCAACAAGAUUCUAAAUGAUUCUUAUCAUGGAGGAAGAUUAAACUUCUGGGACUUCAAUCCAAACCCUUUGCAAAGGUAUAGCUUCUGGACAAUUAUCAUUGGGGGGACCUUCACAUCAACCAGUAUCUACGGCAUCAAUCAAUCCCAGGUUCAGAGGUACAUCGCAUGUAAAAGCAGGUUCCAAGCAAAAAUGUCUCUUUACAUAAAUCUUGUAGGACAAUGGACAAUCCUUGCCUGUACCAUUUUUUGCGGGCUUGCCAUUUAUUCAAGGUACCAUGAGUGUGAUCCUUGGACUUCAAAGAAAAUAUCAGCACCAGACCAGCUGAUGCCCCAUUUGGUGUCGGACAUUAUGAGAGAUUAUUCAGGACUCCCAGGACUCUUUGUAGCAUGUGUAUAUGGUGGGACAUUGAGCACCGUGUCCUCCAGUAUCAAUGCUCUAGCUUUAGUAACGAUCAUCAAACGAUCAUCAUUUAGUAACCUCAUCAAACCUCACUUUCGAUUGCUCUCAGAUGAGACAGUAUCUUGGCUUUUGAAAGGAACAAGUGUGUUGUAUGGAGUUCUGUGCAUUGGAAUGGCAGCCCUGGCGUCGCUCGUUGGGUUUUUGUUACAGGCAUCUGUCAGUAUCUUUGUUAUCAUAGGUAGGCCCCUUUUGGGUUUGUUUUCUCUGGGCAUAUUGGCUCCCUUUGUCAACUCAAUGGGAGCAUUUGCAGGGCUUGCUGCUGGAUCUGUCAUUUCCCUUUGGAUUGGAAUUGGAGCUCAGCUCUAUCCCCCCCUUCCAGAGAGGACUUUACCCUUAAGCCUCAUUACCAACAGCUGUAAUAUAACUGACUUCCACCACCAGGGGAACUGGAACACAACCACAGAAACGCCAUUUUCUACAAGUACUUUUCAAGUUCAUGAUGCUGAAAGAACUCCCCUAAUGGAUAAUUGUUACUCCAUAUCAUAUAUGCACUUCAGCACCAUUGGGACAUUGAUCACUCUACUUGCGGGAAUCAUUGUUAGUCUCCUAACAGGAGGAAGAAAACAGAGUUUAGAUGAUAGACUCUUACUAACCAAAGACGAUUUUUUAUCUAAUUUUGACUUUUUCAAAAGGGAGAAACUAAUUUUAAACUCUCAACCUUACACAAAUGAAGAUGGUGGAACUGUUAAUCCUACCUUUAACUACUUUGAAAUGUACUCCACAGAGGGGAAUAGAAAAACCAGCUGA
Molecule: messenger RNA, 1803 nt
Organism: Trichosurus vulpecula (common brushtail)
Lineage: Eukaryota; Metazoa; Chordata; Mammalia; Diprotodontia; Phalangeridae
Product: sodium-coupled monocarboxylate transporter 1-like
Biological process (GO): sodium ion transport; propanoate transmembrane transport
Cellular component (GO): membrane
Molecular function (GO): organic acid:sodium symporter activity
Source: RefSeq, a predicted model, not a curated record